Aegilops tauschii subsp. strangulata is the source of this 1140-nucleotide messenger RNA. RefSeq lists its product as uncharacterized. Lineage: Eukaryota; Viridiplantae; Streptophyta; Magnoliopsida; Poales; Poaceae. The record is from RefSeq and is a predicted model, not a curated record.
GUUCGUUUUGCUGACCUAGAUCAAAAGCAGAUUCAGCUCAAUCUCGAUUUGGAGUUGGCCAAGACGAACUUGCAGAAGGCCAAGGAUGAAGCCGUUCGUAUGAAAAAUUUGUCGACUAAUUUGUUUCUGAACCGAGUGUUAUUUCCUUUCUCUGAACCAAGUGCUAUUUCUUUCAGAAACAAUGAACCAGGCUCUGGCGAAGAAGGAUCUGGACCUUGCAGCUGCGCGGAAGGCAGCAGAAGAGAAAACCGCACUCGCUGAGCAGAAGCUUGCUUUAGUCGGUAAACUGGAGGAAGAGAACACCAAGCUGAAGACUGCCCUGGAUGAAGCCAACAAGGAAGCGACUCGUCUGAAGAAGGACAAGAGGGCCCUGACCGACAAGAUAGAAGACAUCGCCCGCAAGAGAGAUGAACUAGAGAAUUAUCUGGGAGGACUUGCCAAGAAGUUAUUCGUUAUGCUUGAAGAAUUUUGCCAGAAUUUCGAGGAAGAGACUGGGCGAAUUGGGACAAGCUUGGACCCCAUCCUCUCUCCUGUUAAGGACGAAGCUGCCAUGAACGUGCUCCAACUGGAAUCUCGUGUCGCUGGUGUUGUCGACUACCUUGCUCGUCUGAAAGUUUUGGUGUCGCGAAUCGACACAUCACUCUGGCCAAGGGCGACGCUCCAAAAUGACCUCGAGUCUCUGAUGGCUCGACUCAAUGAAGUCCCUGGUCGAGUGCAGGAAUGGAAGAAGUCUUCAGCUUGAUGCGGUGCUGACGUGGCUCUGUCUCUGGUUCGUGUCCACUGCAAGGAAGCUCGAGAAGAGAAACUAGCGGCGAUCAAGGUUGCCAAUACCAAAAGGCUUGAAUUCCAAUCUUUCAUGGAAACCUUCAUUGCUGCUGCCACUCGGAUUGCUGACGGAAUUGACCUGGAUGAGUUCAUCGAGCCUGCUAGCCCUCCUCUUGCGGAGUGAACAAACUUUAUGCCUCGCCUUAAAUUUGCCUCGGAAUGCCGAGUGAUUUUGUAACCGUUGAAUUCCUUCGGGCUUGAUGCCCGAGUACUUUAAUCCGUGGUCUGGAACCUCGUGGGAUUUAUCUUAAGCUUACCCUUUCUUUAAAUAUGCUUGUGUUUGCUAUCGAGUGAGACUUAUUUCUGCACUCAGAA